GAGGCCAAUAAAUGCAGCCAUUGAUGUAAAACGUAGCAAGGAAUUUGUCCACAUAAACCUUUUCAUAAACCCUCUCUUCUCCGAGAAGAAGAAGAAGAAGAAAAAAACGAACUUAAAGCCUUCUUUGAGAAUGGGUGGUGCUUCAUCGCAACUGGGGGAUGGAGUAUCAAAAGAGAACACUUCAACAACCACAUCUUCGUCACAACUUCCAAAAGAUGAAAAGUUAGCCCCCGCUACAGUCCCGGCAGAUUCAAAGCCAAAGAAGAAGAUCUGCUGUGCUUGUCCAGAGACUAAAAAGGUGAGAGAUGAAUGCAUUGUUGAACACGGUGAAUCAGCUUGUGAGAAAUGGAUCGAAGCUCAUCUUAAAUGCCUUCGAGCUGAAGGCUUCAACGUCUGAAACUGGUUACAGAACUAAUUCUCUAAAAAAAGAAGAAAGCUAAUAUACUUAUGUAGAAUGUCCAAUACAUGUUAUCAUUACGAAAAUUUUGUUAGCUAUUUUCUUACUGAUCAAAUAUACAAAAACAGUGUUUUUACAUAUUCAGAAUAAACAGGGCAUAGUUUUUUUUAAGAAACAAAUUGCUUUCGUUUUUAUAUCUUUCAUGUUGUAUAACAGUAUUUGGCUUUUACUGUAUUACUUGUAUCUCUU
This is a messenger RNA of Solanum lycopersicum (tomato), 646 nucleotides long. RefSeq names its product cytochrome c oxidase copper chaperone 2-like. Gene Ontology annotation, molecular function: copper ion binding; copper chaperone activity. The record is from RefSeq and is a predicted model, not a curated record. Gene Ontology annotation, cellular component: mitochondrial intermembrane space. Lineage: Eukaryota; Viridiplantae; Streptophyta; Magnoliopsida; Solanales; Solanaceae.